AUGGCUGGUAUAAAACCCCACAGAUUGGGGUACAUCAUCUUGUUGGUUGCUAACACCACAACAGAUGAUCAGCAAGAAAAGACAAGAGAAGCCAACCACAAGAGAGAAAAAAAGCGGCCCACAGGUAAAGGCAAAAAACACAAUUGUGAUAACAAACAACUGGCAAGGUAAAUAUUUUAGAACAAUUCAAUGACUGAAAUGGAAAUAAUAUGUUGUCUUCUUGAUUAGCAUAUUCUUCAGAUACUUUCUCAGAAAUGUCAGAGGAUUGGGGAAGUGCUGCUUUUGCAGCCAGGCAACAUAACCAAGAGACAACUAAAUCAUCUUCCUUCACCUUCACCAACAGCAAUAAAACCAAA
Messenger RNA from Coregonus sp. 'balchen', 356 nucleotides. The record is from the annotation of a GenBank genome assembly. Lineage: Eukaryota; Metazoa; Chordata; Actinopteri; Salmoniformes; Salmonidae.